AAAAAUAUAUCGCUAUUGAUAAAUGGGGUCUGCUUCGGUCAGAUUUUGAAAAAUCACUUAAAUUAAAAGAACAAUGUUUUAAAUUUAUAUCCGUGUACUUAUUAUCGACCAAAAAUGGGGACUGUGCAUGCUAAAGUACAAGAAAAUUUAACCGAAGCACAUUAUCCAACUAAUACUGCCAGAGAACUUCCUGAUAAAGAGCAAAUGAAAGAACUUGAUUUAAAAGGAGUCAGGGCAAGAGUAGACAAAGUACACAUCGAUGGGCUGUCAAGAACAAAAAACGAUAUUAUACAAGAUUCCAUACAGGAUCUAUUCAAAGCUAGAGAUUUUUGGGAAGUACUUUUAAAAGCUUAUACGGUGCGGGUUAAAUUGGAUGAACUUGGUUGUUUUAAGAAUAUCGCAGUGUACAUAGACACCAGUAAAGGACCCAAAGCUACUCCUGAUGGACUAGAAGUAACCUUCAACGUAAAAGAGCACAAACGGAUACUAGGAGGCGUAAGUACUCACGUGGGAAACAACGAAGGCGUCUUGCAGAUCGGCGUGAGGGCACCGAAUAUAUUCGGCAGAGGCGAGAAGGUGCAAGUCGAGUACAGCCAUGGUUCGAAAAAAACCAGUAACUUUAACGUGGCAUUUAUUAAACCAUUCAGGGGUAAACACCGAACAAUGCUGAACACGAGCAUCUUCCAAUCGAACACUGAAUAUCCACCCUCUGCGUACAAAUUGAUGGAAAAAGGACUUACACUAGGAUUAGGAUUUUAUUCGUGGCCAUUACUUAAGCAUACUCUUCAAUGGGAAGGCACCAUCAGGGAUCUUAGUGUGCUGAGUCGCAACGCCUCGUUUGAUGUUAGAAAGGAAUCGGGUUUGAGUUUGAAAUCGUCCUUGAAGCACAUCCUUGCUUUAGAUUUGAGAGAUGAAACUAUAUUCCCAACCACCGGUUCUUUAGUACAACUCACGUCCGAGUAUGCGGGAGUAGGCGGAGAUGUAGGGUUUUUAAAAAAUGAUGUUUUCGUCCAAACAAAUUACUCCAUUUUACCAGAUAUUGUACUUCAAGGUAGUUUGACAAUGGGAUACAUGAAGAGUAUAAACAAAGAUCUAAAAAUUAGUCUAGCUGAUAUGUAUUUCCUCGGUGGCCCUCUGUCUGUUAGAGGAUUUCAAAUGCGAGGUAUUGGCCCACAUUCUGAUGGAGACGCUCUGGGUUCGAAUGUUUAUUGGGCCGGAGGACUCCAUUUAUUCACACCGUUACCUUUUAGACCUGGCAAAGGAGGGUUUGGCGACUUGUUCAGAACACACUUUUUUGUUAACACCGGAAACGUUGGAAAUAUCGAAGUGAAAUCGGGUCAGAGUAUUUUGGAACUAAUGAGAAACAACGUUAGAUUGUCUUAUGGAUUGGGAAUAGCUUUGAGACUCGGCAAUAUGGCACGAUUAGAAAUUAAUUAUUGUUUUCCUUACGUUCACGAUAAAAGCGACCAGACGCACCCGGGCGUACAAUUCGGCGUUGGAGUCCAAUUUUUAUAGCCUUCAUCUUGUGAAAUAUGGACGAAAUGAAGUAUUAGUCGCAGUGUACAAUUUUUAUCAAAUCAAAUCAAAUGUGAAUGUACGAUAGAGAAUUGUUAUUUAUUAAAACUGUUGCCUUAA
This is a messenger RNA of Phyllotreta striolata, 1635 nucleotides long. NCBI's taxonomy places the organism in Eukaryota, Metazoa, Arthropoda, Insecta, Coleoptera, Chrysomelidae. The record is from the annotation of a GenBank genome assembly.